AUGGCUGCGGCGGGUGAAGCACUAAUUAUAGCCAGAGCACGGAACCUCGAUAUCAGCGCGUCAGGAGCCCACGGCGGCACGAGCUGCGGCAGGAGUAGUGCACAGCUAAUUAAUGGUCCAAGAGCACGGCCUUUACUUACUGCGUGUAGGAGGCCUACUCGGCGGACGCUGAGGGAAUACCUCAAUUACCGUGUGGAGUGCAUACUACCAUAUGCAGAAGUCGGCGAUCUAAUAUUGCCGCGUGUGUUGCGCCAACGUCGGACUGCUGCGCGCAAAGCACGGCUUCUUUUCUGCUUUAUUGCGCGCAAAGUUCCCAAGAGUCAAGGAGAACAGCUGCGGCGAUUGAGUGCUCCUAAAGGUAAGGGGGCAGUCGAUCUGCGCGCCGUCGCCGUGACCAUGAAAAACAUCUGUGCAGCGCCGAGCGGCGACGGGGGCGUGGCGGGCGCGCUGCUGCCGGGCGCGCCGCUGCUGUGGGCGCUGGCGGGCGCGGGGGCGGCGUGCCUGGCGGCGGUCGCGCGCUGGUGCGGGUGCCGGCGGACGGACGGUGCUACGCGUCGCGCCGUGCUGCCGCUGCUGCCGGCGGAACGAGACGCCGGCAUCGGCACGCGUCGCCGCACGCGCAGCAGGCUCACAAGCCCAGCCCCAAGCACUGCAAGGUGUCGCGCGCGUCGCGGCUUGCCGCCGAGCUGCAGGCGGUGGAGCGCGGCGGCCGCAUUUGACGCGGGCACGCUGCUCGCCCCGGGCCCCACCACGCUGCUCGCGGAUGACCCGCAGGACAACCCCGACGUCGUGCCCUUCGCCAACGAGAUGGACCUGCCGCGGGCGCUGCUGAAGGCGCUGGACCCCUCGGGCGCGGGCGGCGGCGGGCGGGCCCUGGCGCUGGACUCCCCGUCGCAGGCGCCGCUCUACGAGAACCUGGGCAGCCUGGCGCCGUCGCCGGUGACGCGCUGGCCCCCUCCUCCUCCUGCUGCUGCGCCGCAGCUGCCUUUAUAGAAUGUGUGAACAGCAAAGGAGAUGAUGUUCAUAACAUUCCUAACGUUUGUGAGACCACUUUCAAACACGAAGAGAAAAGGGUUUGUGAAAUACUCUGGAGGAAAUAAAACUUUCAUUUCACUCUCUUGAACACAUGCUGAUCGCACGUGAAGGUUUCAUCUCCGUUUCAUAAUGUGCCUCAUCUGUGAAUUAAACUUUCCAAGUUACUGUGUAACUGUUAAUUUAAAACAUGAAUAAAGAGUUGUUUGUAUUUUUACAUUAA
Messenger RNA from Gryllus bimaculatus (two-spotted cricket), 1255 nucleotides. Lineage: Eukaryota; Metazoa; Arthropoda; Insecta; Orthoptera; Gryllidae. The record is from the annotation of a GenBank genome assembly.